Messenger RNA from Aaosphaeria arxii CBS 175.79, 3640 nucleotides. RefSeq lists its product as uncharacterized. NCBI's taxonomy places the organism in Eukaryota, Fungi, Ascomycota, Dothideomycetes, Pleosporales. The record is from RefSeq and is a predicted model, not a curated record. Gene Ontology annotation, cellular component: nucleolus. The coding region runs from base 65 to 3562 and encodes 1165 amino acids. Gene Ontology annotation, biological process: maturation of LSU-rRNA from tricistronic rRNA transcript (SSU-rRNA, 5.8S rRNA, LSU-rRNA); maturation of 5.8S rRNA from tricistronic rRNA transcript (SSU-rRNA, 5.8S rRNA, LSU-rRNA). The transcript has 4 exons.
CCCGCCGAAAACCUUCAGCGCGACGCAAGCAUUGCAAAACCUACAACUGAGAGAUGAGGUGAAAAUGGGAAAACGACUGGCCCCCGAGGCCGACUCCAAACCGUCCUACGAAGCGCAUCACCAAAAAAGACAGCGCGUCGAAAAUUCCGCAGAGAGGAACUCACCACGGCCCGCACCUCAGGUCGAAGAAAUCACCUCCGCAUACCAGUUGCAGAAGGCGCUGGCGAGCAACCCUUCUGGAUACCGCAAUGGCUUGCAAACCCUGAAGAAGUUCUUGGACUCCAUUCUUUACACAAACGACGAAGAGAGCUUGCCGCGCAAACGAGCCAUUCUCCGCGAAUACCUUGACACCCAGAAAAAAGAGGGACGUGAGGACAAGGAUACUACUUUUCUACCUUUCAUAUUCCAGGCCUGGGAUUAUGCUGUCGAGACAGAUCUGGAGAGCUUGCAGACGCAAGUGCCUGCUGUUCUGGCGCUGCUGCUGAAAGUUUUCUCCAGCCACGAGGACUUGCAGAGCUAUGGCACACUUCUCUGCAAAGUGACCUUGAGAUCGACUCUGAUCAAGCGUCUUAAUCGAAGCCUUUCGGCUCCACAAUCGAAGGAAGCUAUCAUCUCGCCGGUACUUCGACUGCUCACCGAGCUCACCAAGUUCAAUGAAGGUGCAUACGCCAGGGCGGUAUAUGCGAAGAGAGAUUUCACUCUGGAGUACAAGACGCUGGGCAGGAACAUUGGACUUUGGAAAGACAUGAAAGAAGACAACGAACCCGCUAUUAGGAAGCCGUCAAUCCGCGUGAACGCGGUUCGUUAUCUUCUCGCGCAUCUCAAAUACCAAGAUGAGAUUGCUAAGACGGAGAUUCUGUCCAACUCGAUAAUCAUACGGCCACUGUUUGAUUAUCUCCAGUUCGACCACCCCUCGUUGAUAUUCGAGAUUCUGGAUGUCAUGAAGACCCAUGUCUUCCAGGACAAGACGAUCCCACGCCAUACUAAGAACCGCAUUCUCACCGGCAAAGUCUUGUCGCAUAUUGCCAACCUCUAUAGAUACAAACAUGCGGAAGGUUCUCUACCAGAAGGCCAUAAAGCGCCGGAUGAGCUCGGUCAUGACUUCUUGUGCUUGGUAUGCACUUCACCCGCGUUCGGCGUAAUGUUGCCUUCGCCCGGCUUUUAUCCUCCCGCCAACCAGGACGAAGAUGGUGAUCAGGUUAUGGACGAUGCCAUUGACCUACCGGGAGAGCUGGGACUCGACCAAUACGAUGCUACCCACGGCAAAGCUCAAGUCCGCAACGUUGUCCUCGCAGAUUUCAUCCGGACAUUGAAGCCUCAUUCCAACAAGUUGCAACAGGAUCUUAUGCUUGCAAUCUUCAAUGCCUGCCCAGAACUAGUAGCCAACUAUUUCACGCAUAAAGAAGCUUUCCCAUAUGAUCCGAAGCUCACGUCUACCUGGAUUGGAUUUUCGUCUUUCCUUUAUCAGACAAUCGAGCUGCCCGUGCCGUCAUAUCUUGGAGGUAAACGCGGCUAUCGUGAAUAUGCCCCAGCCAUCUCGACGGUCAUCCAGAGUAUUCUGCCUCAACCUCUAACACAGCAAGUGUUGACGACCUGCUUGAACAUGAAGUCCGAUUUGGUCAAUUUCUUCGCCGUCCGUGUGAUGACUGUUGCGUUCUACAAGCUCAGAGCGGUCCUCCGGGAGUUCAGUCAGGCGUCGCAAAUGAAGACCUCCAAAACCUGGGUGCAGUCUCAAAGCCGUUUGGUGACCGAGUUCAGCCAGCGAUGCCCCUUGAUGCGGACAGUCAUUCUGGCUUUCAAACGGCCGAAUUUCCAGAAGGGAAUGAUGCGUGAGGCCAUCACGCGAUUACUAAGACUAUACUAUGAAGUCACACCCCAAGUUGCGCUGCAGGAGAAGUUCGACAUCUCAGUCUCACUUUGUAAUGCGCUUCUUCAGGCCGAGCAGCCUUCGGAGACACCAGAGGAUAAAGCUUUUCGUGUGAUGGAACUUGAGCAUUGGAUACAGAUGGCAAGACAGUCUUCCACAAUCCGAUGGUGGUCAAAAGACAAAUCACUACAACACUCGCCCUUUAUAACUUUGUUGAAUCUAGUCGCCAAGUCGUCGGAGAACGAGUUGUACACGGGAAUCAAGAGCUUGUUGGUUGCGAUCUUGCAGGAUCACGAGAUGCUUCAGAUGAAUACUCAUCCGGACGCCCUCGACGCCCUCAUUGCUAGUCUGGGCGCAACAUACGGCUCUUCGGGGUCAUCGGCUCAGAUCUUGGAUUUCCUUGACAAUUCCUUUGCAAUGUUCGUCAAGAAGCCUAUCAAGUAUUUUGAUGACCUCGAUGCAAUGAAGGCUCGCCUUACGGAUCCUCCCUUGCCAGCCGGACAUUUCAGUCCUCUACUCAUGACCUUGGUGGAACAAUGGCCCUUCAAGGGUGGCAAGCCGGAGAAGGGCAAUCCAGCCGAACCGCUAGCACAAUGGCUUUCCAAGCUGUUGUAUCUACUGAAGCUAAUUGGCGAAGAUGAGGCUCUGUUAGUCGCGGUCCGUGAUGCCCUAGUUGCAUCGGCGGACAAGGCCUAUCAAGAAGUCCUCAAGGAUUCAUUCCAGUGGAAGCUAGGCAAGGAGCAGGCAAAACAGGCAUUGAAGCUUGCCACGGGUGUCGAUUUCAGUGGCUCUGAGCGCUCAAGCACGUCUCCAAUUCCUAUCGAGAAGAAAAAGGCGAAGCCAGAGCCAUUACAAGAAAUCAACCUUGAGCUACCACCUGAGGAAGACGAGAAGCAUGCUGGUCUCAAUCGCUGGAGAAAGAAAGACAUUGACGAGGCUGUUGAAGAUGGCGACAUUGGCGAGCUAUUGUUGUGCCUCUGCUCCAAGCAUACUGAAAUCCGCAUUCAAGCUGUGAGCAGCAUUCGCCAAUUAAUCGCCCAUAUCACUGCUAGCAAUGAUGCCGACUUUCUGCAGCUCAGGAUUCUCCUUGGUGCUGCAGUCGAAACGGCUCAAUCAGUCAUUUCAUCUGAGCCGUUCCCUUACAUCGGAGGCGUUUUCGCUGCACGAGCUGUUCGCGUCAUAGCUGACCCAACUCAUUUUAUGUUUGGAAAGAUCAACAACUUCCUACUGAAGGGACCGAAUUGGACAGUGGCCAACCUGCCGCGCUACUUUGGAAGAGUCACCAUCAACAGCGAACCGGACGUCGAUGGCUCGUAUCAUACCGAAGUCGAUUGGUACCUGGACUACCUGAUCGACGCUCUCCGAACUGAACAGGACAUGGAAAUCCUCAGGACGAAGAACGUAUUCGAAAGACUUCUCUCAUACUACCUAUCGGCGUCUUGCGCCGUGUCAGCUAAGGAGAAGAUUGUGCGACUAUUGCUACGAGCAGUCUCUGUCGGUGGGAGUACCACUCUCAUUAAGCGCUGUGGUGUAGUGAGCUGGAUUCAGAUGCGGCUGCAGAACAAUGAUCACCGACAAAGAUCAUUGAAGAUUUUGGCAACUCGUAUUUGGGAGAAUUGCGACCAAGAACAGGUGGAGCAAUGGAGUAGCAAGACGUUGCAGCCCGCGUUGGCAUUGAUGGUUAAGGCGAAUUAGUACCGCCGAAGUAGAUAUUCGAUAGUUCGGAGGAAUUGGGCAGCAUGUGUCUCACGGACAAUUGGCCGCAUUGAACAU